This is a messenger RNA of Chlamydomonas reinhardtii, 2931 nucleotides long. RefSeq lists its product as uncharacterized. Gene Ontology annotation, biological process: non-motile cilium assembly. The record is from RefSeq and is a predicted model, not a curated record. The transcript has 15 exons. Bases 127 to 2253 code for a protein of 708 amino acids. Gene Ontology annotation, cellular component: ciliary basal body; motile cilium; membrane. NCBI's taxonomy places the organism in Eukaryota, Viridiplantae, Chlorophyta, Chlorophyceae, Chlamydomonadales, Chlamydomonadaceae.
CUCUUGCAUACCCCUUGCUCAAGACUUCCCGUCGUCAAAAGCUGCUUCGUCUGUACCAAGCUAAACAAUGGCUUUAACCUGCUUGUUUACCUUGCGACGCUAGCACAGAUACCUGAAUAAGGAGUAAUGCUCGUGCCGGCCUUCCAGCUUCAUUUAAAUGAGAAAAUCCAGCGUGCGCAAGCGGCUAUCGGGCGGUUUGACGGUCAGGUCCCCUCGUUGGCAUGCGCGACGGUCGGUGGGAAGGUCUUCCUGCACCAGCCUCACCACCAGGGCGUCGGAAAUGACAACCAGAUAUCAUACUUGAACAUCAAUAAGCAAAUCUCGGCUGUCGUCGCGGGCCGGCUCGCGGGGAAUAAGGACGUGCUGCUUGUAGGCACGCCCAGCAACCUGCAGUGCUACGAUGUGGAGCUGAAUCGGGACUUGUUUUAUAAGGACGUCAACGAUGGCGUCAACGUGUGUGUCGUCGGGCCCUUUGGGAACUCCGAAGGCCCCCUGGCCAUCGUGGGCGGGAACUGCUCAAUACAGGGCUUCGGCGCUGACGGCAGUGAGAAGUUCUGGACGGUCACGGGCGACAACGUGUCGGCCAUGGCGUUCUGCGACGUGGACCAGGACGGGCGCAACGAGCUGCUGGUGGGCAGUGACGACUUCGACGUGCGCAUCUUCGUGGGCGAGGACGUGAUCGCCGAGGUGCCCGAGGCCGACCAGUUCGUGGCCCUGGCGGCGGUGGUGGGCAGCAGGUUCGGAUACGCGCUGGUGAACGGCACCAUUGGCAUGUACGACAGGCUGGACCGCGUGUGGCGUGUCAAGUCCAAACACAGCGUGUGCGCCAUCGCCUCCUACGACCUGGAUGGGGACGGGCUGCCAGAGCUCAUCAGCGGCUGGAGUAACGGCCGGAUGGAGGUGCGGCGCGCCGACACGGGCGAGGUGGUGUACCGCGACCACCUGACCGGCCCCGUGGCCGCCAUCCUGCGGGCCGACUACCGCAACGACGGCCUGGAGCAGGUGGUGGUGUGCGGCGUGGAGGGAGAGGUCCGCGGCUACCUGCCCGUGGACCUGGACGUGGCCCCGGGCGUGGCGGCGGAGGCGGACUUCACGGAGCAGCAGCAGGCGGUGGCGGAGCUGGCGCAGCGCAAGCAGGAGCUCAUGUACGAGCUGGCCAGCUACAGCAACAUGAGGGCGCAGCAGGCGUCCAAGGAGGCGCCGUCGGAGCGCAGCAGCCUGAUCCCCGCCGACACGCGCGUGGACUCCUACAUCUCCAUCAACAAGGACACCGCCAGCUGCGACCUGGUGCUCAAGACCAGCAGCGAGCAGGCGGUCAUACGCGGCGUGGUGGUGUUCGGGGAGCAGAUAUUCGACGAGGAGUCGCUGUUCGUGUACCCCAAGAACCCAGACGUGCAGCUGGCUGUGCCGCUCAAGCCGCUGAAGGACGUGUCGGUGGUGCUCAUGAUCAAAGUGCUGGUGGGCGGGCGCACCGCCACCGCCUUCCACGUGUUCGAGCUGGAGAUAGAGCUGCCCAAGUUCGCGCUGUACGCGGCGGUGGACAAGGGCGCCUACCCGGAGCCGGCGUCCAGCGUCACAUUCACUGUGUCGGAGCGCAUCCCGCGCAUGUGCGCCUGGGUGGAGUCCAGGUUCAACCUGCAGGCCUCCGCCGCGGGCCGCAACGACACGCUGGAGGCAUACUUCCUGUGCCUGCGCGACCGCACGCCGCUGGGCAUAAAGGCGGUGCCCAACGGCGGCAGUGUGCAGAUCACGCUCCGCACCGACAACAUGGACAUGGCGGGGGAGCUGGUGGGCGACCUGGCCGCCUACCUGGGCGCCACCGAGCUGGCGGCCACAGCCGACUUCCCGCUGGCCAUGAAGGCCUUCAAGGAGGUGCUCAACGCGGUGGACGAGCACAACAUCACGCGUCUGCGCAUGAACGCGGACAUGGCUGACGCCAGCAACGCCGUGAAGCAGCUGAUCAUCAAGGCCGAGGACGCGCGCAUCCUGGGCGACAUGAAGGCCAUGCGCAAGUACUACAGGCAGCUGGCAGACAUGAACAGGGACCUGAUCGCGGAGCACGACAAGCGCGCCACCAACCACGUGGCGCUGCUGGAGUCGCUCAAGGAGGUCAACCAGAUGAUCCAGCGGGCCGCGCGCCUGCGGGUAGGCGCCGCCAAGAGCCGCGUGGUCAGCCUGUGCCGCGCCGCCAUCAAGAACAACAACAUGGCGGCGCUGUUCAAGAUCAUACGCGAGGGCGACGGGCCGGUGUGAGCGGGCGCCGUGAGCGAGAGGUCCACUUGGAGGAGGAUGGAGGCGGGGCCGGUGUGUAGGGGAGAUAGGUAGAGGCAGGUUGACAAGUGCUUGGCCCUUGCGAAGCAUGCAAGGGCUGCGUGGCUGCAGUAGGUGUGCGAUGGGACAGUGGUAAGGCAGAUUGGUGAAGUCCCGUAGGGUGCGUGGCUGCAGUAGGUGGAGGGAUGCGAUGGACACGGACACGAACUUCGCCGGCAGCGAGCGGCGCUUGUGGCGAGGUUGUGGCAUUGGACGGAGGGCUGGCACCUUGGCUGGCACAGGGGUGCACGGAUAGCCUCUCCUACCCGCUUCCUGCCUGUCCGGCUGUCCCGUCAUGCCCCGUCUGGGUAUUAUCGCAUGAGCCUGCCUGAGUUCCGCGAAAUCGGGAGGCCACUCUCGAACGUCCUUGGACCGGCCACGUUACGGUACAUUGGAACGUCUGGCAGUUGCAAAGCUUGUCAGACGCCGGACACACCGACCGGCGCCCAUGGACUGCCGACUCCCAACAGCAACACGUUGCGGCCUUUCAAGUUAAUGGCUUGAUGUCACUGCAGACGAGGACUAGCGCUGAGUACCGAGUCCGCAUGUCCGGCUUGGGAUGUACGUGCUUUAGGUGCGAGACUGAAGUCCCGGAGUGCCAUCUGUGACAUCAGCUACACA